GCGCGCCCACACCAUCACGGCCCUGGUCAUCUUCAGCUGUAUCCUGGUGUACGUCGCUCUCUUUGAGGAGCCCACGCUGGACAGAGACUACAACGCCAAGAGAGGUCUGGUGGCCAUCAUUUUGGCUUUUCUGCUGUUUGGCGUGAUCAACACUCCAGACGGAGCCUUUAUCCGUCCACACCCUGCCUUCUGGAGACUGGUCCUGUGUUUGAGCAUUGUUUACGAGCUCUGCUUGGUCUUCAUACUCUUUCAGACUGUCAGUGACGCCCGGCACCUCCUGAAAAAUUUUGACAGCAAGCUUGGGGAGCAGCUACCAGAGAAAGCCUAUGGGGGGAACUGCCUCAUCUAUGACGCCAACCAUACAGACCCAUGGCAUAAUAUGUGGGACAAGAUGGAUGGAUUUGUCCCCACCCACUUUUUUGGCUGGUGGUUGAAGACGCUGAUCCUGCGUGACUGGUGGCUGUGCACAGUGCUGUCCAUCAUGUUUGAGCUGUUGGAGUACACUCUGGAGCACCAGCUGCCAAACUUUAGCGAGUGCUGGUGGGACCACUGGAUCAUGGACGCCGUGGUCUGUAACGGUCUGGGUAUCUACCUGGGAAUGAAGACCCUCAACUACCUGUCCAUGAAGCCUUACCACUGGAGAGGAAUGUGGAACAUCCCAACAUACGGUGGAAUGUUGAAGAGAGUGGCUCAGCAGUUCACGCCGUACAGCUGGACGGAUUACGACUGGAAGCCCACCUCCAGUCUCAAGAGAUGGCUGUCUAUGCUGGCCGUGAUUAGUAUAUUUUUGUUAGCGGAGCUGAACACAUUUUACCUCAAGUUUGUGUUUUGGAUCCCUCCGGAGCACUAUCUCAAUCUCAGUCGGCUCGUGUUCUUCCUCUUCAUGGGAGCUGCCGCCAUGAGAGAAGUUUUCCAGUAUCUGGACGAUCCGAACUGUAAAAAGUUUGGGCGGCAGUCCUGGCUCAUCGCGGCCAUCAUCAUCACGGAGUUCCUGAUUGUGCUCAAGUUUGACUGGCAGACGGUGACCAUGCCGCUGCCCACGCCCAUCACCAUCGCCUGGGGCAUCGGCGUGCUGGGCCUGGUGGUCUGGACGGGCCUCAAGUUCUACAUCCUCAAGGAUGUGAAGCAUGAUAUACCAGGGCUUGAGGGGGACCAGCAGAAAGCUCAGUUUGUGCAACCUACCGGCAACGGCAGCAGCAGCAACAGCAGCAACAGCAUCAACAACAACGGGCUGGAAGAUUCCUCCUUCGUUCAACAGUUGCGAUCCCGCAAUGUGGUCAAGCGGAAAGAGUGACCGACCGCCUCCUUCUAGGGUCAGAGCUAUAGUUGACUGAAUGCCUUGGACUGUGGACAGAUGUUGUGUGUCAUCACACGGUGGAGUCAGGCGCUCGUCAAUUUUUGGGGCAUAUGAGGGUUAUUAGUAUUCUCUUAAUUAAUUAAAACUGGUUCUUUUGUCUUGCUUAUGAGGGGAAAUACCGAUUUACCUGGAUUAGAAAUUGAGAUAUCUGCGUCUUGCCUGUGACAGAGGUAAAAUACGCGAGAAGAAAAUGGACGCUGAAUUUAGGCGACACCCAAAGUUUGAGUCUCCUUGGAAAUUGCAUACUUUUACAUUUCUUGUGCCUUUGAUCAAUGUUUUUCAGAAAAAAUCCACCCAGAAAUGGGGAUUUUAAAUGGACGUAAAAAGUGUUAAGUUAAAAAAAAAUAAA
Molecule: messenger RNA, 1706 nt
Organism: Aplysia californica (California sea hare)
Lineage: Eukaryota; Metazoa; Mollusca; Gastropoda; Aplysiida; Aplysiidae
Product: phosphatidylserine synthase 2
Biological process (GO): phosphatidylserine biosynthetic process
Molecular function (GO): L-serine-phosphatidylethanolamine phosphatidyltransferase activity
Source: RefSeq, a predicted model, not a curated record